CAGACUGUUUCCGGUGUGUAACCGGCAGCUGGAGUGUGUCUGUCGUUUACUGUUGGAGAAAACUUUAAAGAAAAGAUGAACGCGCUGCUGCGGCGGGUCGGAACAUGGAGAGGGUUCCAUGUAUCAGCGCCGGCGGCGACCUUUGACCUGAGGAAAGUGGAACUGACGCCUCUGGAGCAGCGAAAACUCACCUUUGACUCCCACGCCAUGGUGACGGAGCUGGAGAGCAGCGGUUUUGAGAAGCGUCAGGCGGAGCUGAUAGUCUCAGCUCUGGUUACCUUGACGACAGCAAACAUGGACAUCGUUUAUAAAGACAUGGUGACCAAAUCACACCAGGAGAUCGCGGUGCAGCAGAUCUUCGCCCACCUGGACUCCAUCAGGAAGGACAUGGUGAUCCUGGAGAAGAGCGACUUCGCCAACCUGCGAUCUGAAAACAGCAAAAUGAAGCGGGAGCUGGAGCAGCUGCAGAACAGACUGAAGGAGGAGAGUCAGAAACUCCGAGCAGAAACCAAACUGGACAUCAACCUGCAGAGCAGCAGGAUCUCAGACAUGUUCACGGAGCAGGAGAAGAAGCUGAUGGAGGCGAGUACGGAGUUCCAUCACAAGAAAGCCGACCUGGAACACGACAACAUGGAGAUCAACAAGAAGAUCGACCUGCAGGUGGCGUCACUCAAAACAGUGCUCGAGUCUCUGAAACUGGAGACGAUCCGCUACCUCGCAGCGACGGUGUUCUCCUGCCUCAUCAUCGCUCUGGGUGUCCACCGCCUGUGGAGGUGAACCGGCUCGUCUGACUUGUCUUGAGACUAGACAAAAACUAGUUCCAGUGCAAACAGACUGAAAACGUGUUGCUGCUACAAAACCCUGUACUCUGUAGUACUGGAGUAAAACACAGUUACUUCAAAUAGUUUUACUGCAGUACUACAGAGUACAAAUACUCUGACAUAUGUUUGCUCCAGUACUAUAGAGUAUACAUACUCUGACAUAUGUUUGCUCCAGUACUACAGAGUACAAAUACUCUGACACAAGUUUUACUCCAUUACUACAGAGUACAAAUACUCUGACAUAUGUUUUGCUCCAGUACUACAGAGUACAAAUACUCUGACAUAUGUUUGCUCCAGUACUACAGAGUACAAAUACUCUGACAUAUGUUUUACUCCAGAACUACAGAGUACAAAUACUCUGACAUAUGUUUUACUCCAGUACUACAGAGUACAAAUACUCUGACAUAUGUUUGCUCCAGUACUAUAGAGUAUACAUACUCUGACAUAUGUUUGCUCCAGUACUACAGAGUACAAAUACUCUGACACAAGUUUUACUCCAUUACUACAGAGUACAAAUACUCUGACAUAUGUUUGCUCCAGUACUACAGAGUACAAAUACUCUGACACAAGUUUUACUCCAUUACUACAGAGUACAAAUACUCUGACAUAUGUUUGCUCCAGUACUACAGAGUACAAAUACUCUGACA
Messenger RNA from Epinephelus fuscoguttatus (brown-marbled grouper), 1468 nucleotides. RefSeq names its product coiled-coil domain containing 90B (gene ccdc90b). NCBI's taxonomy places the organism in Eukaryota, Metazoa, Chordata, Actinopteri, Perciformes, Serranidae. Gene Ontology annotation, cellular component: mitochondrion. The record is from RefSeq and is a predicted model, not a curated record. The transcript has 9 exons. The coding region runs from base 76 to 777 and encodes 233 amino acids.